This is a messenger RNA of Mustela lutreola (European mink), 5069 nucleotides long. It is a transcript of the gene TMEM151B, whose product is annotated as transmembrane protein 151B. The record is from RefSeq and is a predicted model, not a curated record. Lineage: Eukaryota; Metazoa; Chordata; Mammalia; Carnivora; Mustelidae. The transcript is spliced from 3 exons. Bases 392 to 2095 code for a protein of 567 amino acids.
AUUAGGUAGGCUUGGGGAAGGCGGAGUUUGGGGGGCUGGGGGCGGGGCUCUUGAGCUGGGAGGAAGAGGGGGGGCGCGCUGGCUCCAGCUCGGCUCAGACAAAAGGCGGCGGCGGGAGCGGGCGGGAGGCGGAGCGGCGCCGCGAGGGCCUCAAGGUGACACCCGCCCCCGGCCCCGGCCCCCCCGGCCCGGCCCCCCAGCCCGCCUCCCCACCCCCAGCCCCUAGCCCCCUACCCCCGGUGCCCUUUCCAGGCCCCCUCCCCCCUGGCGGGGGGUGGGGAGCAGCGAGGGCCCCGCCCCUUCCCGCCCCCUCCCCAGGGCCCGCGCAGGAUGCCCUCGGCCCCCGGCAGCCCCCCGGGUAGCCCUGAGCUCGACGCACCCCCUCUACGCCAUGUCCCCCCCUGGCUCGGCCGCGGGAGAGAGCGCCGGCGGCGGCGGCGGAGGUGGCGGCCCCGGGGUCCCGGAGGAGCCCACGGCAGCGGCGGCGGCGGCGGCGGCGGCGGACGAGGGCCCCGCCCGAGAGGAGCAGCGUCCCAUCCAGCCCUCUUUCACCAAGUCCCUCUGCCGUGAGUCCCACUGGAAGUGCCUGCUGCUCUCGCUGCUCAUGUACGGCUGUCUGGGGGCCGUGGCCUGGUGCCACGUGACCACGGUGACCCGCCUCACCUUCAGCAGCACCUACCAGGGCAACAGCCUCAUGUACCACGACAGCCCCUGCUCCAACGGCUAUGUCUACAUCCCCCUGGCCUUCCUGCUCAUGCUGUACGCCGUCUACCUGGUGGAGUGUUGGCAUUGCCAAGCCCGCCAUGAGCUGCAGCACCGUGUUGAUGUGAGCAGCGUGCGGGAGCGUGUGGGCCGCAUGCAGCAGGCCACGCCCUGUAUCUGGUGGAAGGCCAUCAGCUACCACUAUGUCCGCCGCACCCGCCAGGUCACGCGAUACCGCAAUGGAGACGCCUACACCACCACCCAGGUCUACCAUGAGCGCGUCAACACGCACGUGGCGGAGGCCGAGUUCGACUACGCGCGCUGCGGCGUCCGCGACGUGUCCAAGGCGCUGGUGGGGCUGGAGGGUGCGCCGGCCACGCGCCUGCGUUUCACCAAGUGCUUCAGCUUCGCCAGCGUGGAGGCCGAGAACGCCUACCUGUGCCAGCGCGCGCGCUUCUUCGCCGAGAACGAGGGCCUGGACGACUACAUGGAGGCGCGCGAGGGCAUGCACCUCAAGAACGUGGACUUCCGCGAGUUCAUGGUGGCCUUCCCGGACCCGGCCCGGCCGCCGUGGUACGCCUGCUCCUCGGCCUUCUGGGCCGCGGCGCUGCUGACGCUGUCGUGGCCGCUGCGCGUGCUGGCCGAGUACCGCACGGCCUACGCGCACUACCACGUGGAGAAGCUCUUCGGCCUGGAGGGGCCGGGCUCGGCGAGCAGCGCGGGCGGCGGCCUGAGCCCCAGCGACGAGCUGCUGCCUCCGCUGACGCACCGCCUGCCGCGGGUCAACACGGUGGACAGCACGGAGCUCGAGUGGCACAUCCGCUCCAACCAGCAGCUGGUGCCCAGCUACUCGGAGGCGGUGCUCAUGGACCUGGCGGGGCUGGGGGCGCGCUGCGCGGGGGCGGCGGGCGGCGGGUACGCACCCGCGUGCCGCUAUGGCGGGGUGGGCGGCCCGGGCGCGGCGGCCGUGGCCCCGUACCGGCGCAGCUGCGAGCACUGCCAGCGCGCCGUCAGCAGCUCGUCCAUCUUCUCGCGCAGCGCGCUCAGCAUCUGCGCCAGCCCGCGGGCCGGCCCCGGGCCCGGUGGCGGCCCGGGCUGCGGGGGCAGCCGCUUCUCGCUCGGCCGCCUCUACGGCUCCCGACGCAGCUGCCUAUGGCGCAGCCGGAGCGGCAGUGUCAACGAGGCCAGCUGUCCCACCGAGCAGACGCGCCUGUCGAGCCAGGCCAGCAUGGGGGACGACGAGGACGACGACGAGGAGGAGGCCGGGCCGCCGCCACCCUACCACGACGCCCUCUACUUCCCGGUCCUCAUCGUGCACCGGCAGGAGGGGUGUCUGGGCCACAGCCACCGGCCGCUGCACCGCCACGGCUCCUGCGUAGAGACCUCACUGUGACCUCCGCCCCUCCUCCCCCCGCCAGGCCCUCGGUCCUCCCUCCUGUCCCCCGUCGGACUGUGUCCCUGGCUGGUAGCAGGGGGGAGUCGUGAUGGUGACUGAAGCUGUGCUGGGCGCGGCGCGGGGAGCCAGGAGGCGAGGGUGCGCGGGACGGACCCCGAUGGGGUCCGGACCUUCCGCCUUUCCUGUACAUAAAGAGACCGAUGGUGGGAGGGGAUCGGCGGCUCUGGAGAACCCCCAGCCCGGGCACGGUCGGCUCCUUCCAGCCUGCCGCUCGGUUCUUAGGGGGACACCUCGCCUUUUCCCAAGCACACUCGCACACUUGCGAUUUCCCGUCCAGCCUUUCAAUGGAUCUUCUGACUGUUAGUGGCGACUGUGCUGUGUGGCACCGCCUGGGGCCCGCCUCAAGGGCGAGGCUUUGGCUGUGCAGCUGGGGAGGUUUAGAGGCAUGGGGAAGGGAAACUGGGGCUUUCCUUCCUUCGCAGCCUAGCCCCACCAGGGCCUUUCCCUGCGGAGGGAGCGGUGGUGAACAGCAGGGCUGGCUUCCAACCAGCUAAUGAAUUCAGCGGGUCUGAGACCGGGGCCAGAUGUCAGCCCCGGUGCUCCAUCUCAAAACCGUGCAAAUGUUGCUAUCCUCUUCUUGGCGCUGGCCCCAAACAUCGGGGUUUCCUUUCUGCCACUCCCUCCACUGCUGUUUAUUUAGCUGGGUCCCUGGAGUGUGGGUCCUGGAGGGACUGCGCUCACACUGCUUGCGUCACCCUCCUCCCUUGCCUCUUGCUCUCUGGCCCUGAAGAACAGUUGCCCAGGGAGGAGGGAGGCAAAAUGUGGACAGUAUGCACCUCAGUCCUGUCUCUAAAUUCUGCAGCGUCCUGGCAGCAGCCUCCUGACCUGGGGUCUGGGAGGACUCUCCCUUCAGAGGGGUGGGAUACUGCCACACACCAUCAUUAAAGCUGGUCAAGAUGAAUGCCUGGGUGGGAAGAGUGGGAGACAGACCCCGGUGGCAAAGGGGGAACUCUCGCAGCAGGUGGGAGUGGGCAGUGGAGGGAGAUGGAAAGGACCGCCAACAGUAGGGGUUUCUGGGGUGAAACCUUUCCUUGCCUUCCCCAGACUUGUGGGGGAUGGUGGUGUGAAUAGCGGUUUGUGCCCCCACACAUUACCUCUUCAGGGCUGAGGUUGUCUUCAUGAGUCCUGGCUGGAGAAAUACUCAAUUCUAGGGGCAGGGUCAGAGGCAGAAAUUCUCUAAAUCUUGCCCAACCCCUCUGUCAUCUAUCCCAUGUGCUGAAGCCCUGCAGCGUGUCCCAGGGUCUUCCAAAGGACACCCUGCUACCACCGAAGAUUGCGGGUCCCACCUGCUGUUCUCCUAAAGCUCUGAGGCAGCCUUUUCUCCCCCAGCACUCCCACCCUGAUGUGCUUCAGUGUGCAUGUCUAUGUGCCCCCUGCCCUCCCAACCCCCCUGCCUAAUGCAUUCCCAGUGGACUCAGUGCCCAGGGACUGAGCUCACAUUUCAAGUUGGAGAGAAUAACCCUGGGGCCCGCCAUCAUCGCUCACGCCUGAUGCUCCUCCACUUCACCGGAGCCGCCAGAGCUCCUUCUUCCCCUUCUUGAGCCUCCUCUCCCAUCUUCCUCCAGCCUAGCCAGGACUACACCUGCCAAGGGCAUGACUGCCACCUAUGCAACAUCUCUGGCUCCCCGUCCCCUUUUCCCCAGGGGAUUUGGGAGGUUUGGAUUGUGGGGACACCAUGGCCCAUGGCCCAUCGGGAUUGAGCUUUACUUUCCUGUGGAGAUGGCUAAGUGGGAAGGCAGAGGUGGCCGGAGAACAGGAGGCUUGGGCAGGAGGGAACAGCUGCCCACUGAGUUUCCCUGGGUCUGGGCACCCGUGGCCACCUGAGUGCCGUCACUGAACCUGCCUGAACCCUGAGUCUGUGCUCCUUGGAGCCCUGGCGGUUGGAGCACCCCUCUUUCCUCUGAAGGGACAUCUGUGAGGUCCAGGUGGUGAGCUGUGGCCGCAGGUCCCAGUUCUUGGCCAGCUGGCCCCGGAUGUCAUGCCCUUUUGUGGAGGCAGCCUGGCCACUUCCCGGCUCCAAAGAGGGAGGGACUCAGCUCCUUCUCCCUCAGGCCCAUUGCUGAGAUGGAGCCUGAGCUAGGAGGAGGGGAUGGGGGGAACCCUGUUAUUAUUUUUGCCUGUAUUGACCAUUUCUGCCUAGGUCUUCUUACACAGACAGCCUCACCUUCCACACACGCACAGACUUAGAGAGAAACUGAUUCUUUGGUCUAUUUUCUUGGUAGCUUUAUUGAUUGCCAGGGAAAACGAAAACCAGAAAAUUAAUUAAUCUCUAAAAUUAAACUUUACACUGAAUGUUCUUGUUUCUCUAAUUAGAACUUCUGCUAGCAGCUGUGGCUAUGUACACACACACACACACACACACACACAGUCGCUGACACACACCCUCACAUCUACACGUUUGCACUCCAGAACUGUCGGAGGGUUAUCAGGCACAGACAGACUCUAGGUUGCCCAGACAGGCACACAAGUGCAGUCGCUCCCAAGCCCCCUUUGGUGCUCUGCAUAGCGCCUGCUUGUUGGAAGGAGUCCUGAGGAGCAGGCACCCCUGGGCUGUGGCUGCAGCCCGUGACCCAUCCUGUGGAAAAACCACAGGUCUGGAGGCUCUGGACCUCUCAGCGGGAGGAGGAGGGGAGAUGGGGCUCAGCCUGAAUCUGUCAGGUCCUCCUGUGGCCCUGGGGGCUGAUGUGACUUCUGUGGCAGCCACAGAACCAUGGGGACUCUUGGAGGGCCACUAGAAGGCUCCAUAUGUGCUGAGGACAAGGGCUUGUGGGGUGGGCUGGGCCUGGCUGGGGAGAAGACAGGUCUCUGUCAUUUGGGUGCAUCACACUGUGGCCUUUCUGUCGUGGAUUUCCAAGCGCAAAGAUUGUACAAAUCAAACUGGUGGAUAAUAAAGUUGUAGAUGACUCACUGA